AUGGCAAUGUACCUGAAGCGGCUUUACAGAGGCACCUCUGUAUCCUGUCGCUACUCGGUACCUCACAAGGUCGAGUAUGCCGAGCUCAAAAGGACGAUACUACAGGCCAUUGCGCGCACCAUCCUAAGUCAGCCGGUGAUGCAAGUUGCUAUCAAGGGUGCGGCUACCAAGAAGCCAUCGUGGAUCAAAUUAGACAGCCUUGACCUCGAUCACCAUGUUGCCUGGCACAUUCUGGAUGCUGGGACCUUUGAGCAGACGUUUCAAGAGACUGUUGCCUCGCAAUUGGAUUCCGAAUACCCUGACCUUGAGAAACGCCCGUCGUGGAGAGUAACCAUCAUGUAUGAGCAGGAUCCUCAAUUCUUGGAGAUACUGUUCACCUGGAACCAUCCACUUGGUGAUGGUAUGAGCGGAAGAAAGUUCCACGAGCAUCUGCUUGAGCAUCUCAACAGCCCAAAUGCCAACAAUGACGGCAGCUUGUUAUCUGCAAGCAAAUUGCAACUUCCAACUGCUGACCCAAAUCUUCCGCCGCGAAUUGAGAAGCUUGCCAAACUCCCACUCACGCCACGUCAUGUUUUCAAGACGGUCUUGAAAGAGCACGGGCCGGCGGUACUCACUAAAGACGACACUGAAGCCCAUUGGGCCCCGAUACAAACCUCCUCCUACAAGUCGCAUAUCCGUGUUUUCUCUAUUGGGAAGGAGAUACUCUCAAGCAUUCUCGCUGCUUGCAGACAAAACAACACGACGCUUACUGGCCUGUUCCAUGCACUGGGGAUUCUUUUUCUUGCAUCGCGUUUGGAUACCAACAGCGCUCCUGGCUUCCAUACCAAGACGGCCGUAGACUUGCGGCGUUUCCUGCCGUCGAGCCCUAAGAGGUACCCCUGGUUGCAUCCUCAGAGAACCAUGGGAAACUAUGUAUCCGUGAUGGGCCAUGCCUGGCCAGCAAGUCUUGUAUCUGAGAUCCGCGUCAAGCUGUCGGCUGAUCCAAGCACCGAAACCUUGUCAGCAGACCUUCUGAAGGCUAUCUGGUCAAUCUCGGCUCAGGCUCAUAGGCAGAUACGGCACAAGCUAGACAUGAAUCUCAAGGACGAUAUUGUCGGUAUAAUGAAGUUCGUUCCGGACUGGCGCAAGCAGGUCAUGGACGCUGCACGCCGCCCCCGAGAGUACUCCUACUUCAUCUCCAAUAUUGGAGCCAUUGACGGGGGGCUGCAGACCGAUGCGACAGCGUCCGAACCACAGAGCGAAAAAUGGACAAUCACUCGGGCGCAGUUCUCUAUGAGUGCCGAAGUCACAUCGGCGCCCCUUAUGACAUCCGCCAUGUCCGUGUUGGGAGGCCCAUUGUGCGUUGGAAUCACCUGGCAAGAUGGUGUCUUGGACGAUUCGAUGGGUGAAGCAUUCGCCGCCGAGUUGGAGAGUUGGCUUAUACAGAUAGGGCGCGUAUCGGCGUAA
Pestalotiopsis fici W106-1 is the source of this 1446-nucleotide messenger RNA. RefSeq lists its product as uncharacterized. The coding region runs from base 1 to 1446 and encodes 481 amino acids. NCBI's taxonomy places the organism in Eukaryota, Fungi, Ascomycota, Sordariomycetes, Amphisphaeriales, Sporocadaceae. The record is from RefSeq and is a predicted model, not a curated record. Gene Ontology annotation, molecular function: N-acetyltransferase activity. The transcript has a single exon.